AUGGCCGUUGGGUUGGUCGUGGCUUAUACCGGAAAAUCAUUGGAUUCUUAUCUUUUCUCUAAACAUGCGGAGUUCAAAUUCUCUUCACGGAUGGGAGGUCUGAUUAUAUCUAUCUAUCCCAGUUUGUUCGUAUCUAUCUAUCUAUCUAUCUAUCUAUCUCUCUAUCUAUCUAUCUAUCAUUCUUUUAUAUCUUCUAUCAUUCUAUUCAUAUCUAUCUACCUUUCAUAUCUAUCUAUCUAUUCAUCUAUCUAUCUAUCUAUCUAUCUAGUCUGUUCUUAUCUAUCCCAGUUUGUUCGUAUCUAUCUAUCUAUCUAUCUAUCUAUCUAUCUAUCUCUAUCUAUCUAUCUAUCAUUCUUUUUAUAUCUAUCAUUCUUUCAUAUCUAUCUAUCUAUCUAUCUAUCUAUCUAUCUAUCUAUCUAUCGCAGUCUGAUUGUAGCUAUCUAUCCCAGUUUGUUCGUAUCUAUCUAUCUAUCUAUCUAUCUAUCUAUCUAUCUAUCUAUCUAUCAUUCUUUUUAUAUCUAUCAUUCUGUUCAUAUCUAUCUACCUGUUCUUAUCUUUCUUUCUUCCUUUCUAUCUUUCAUAUCUAUCUAUCUAUCUAUCUAUCUAUCUAUCUAUCUAUCUAUCUAUCGCAGUCUGAUUGUAGCUAUCUAUCCCAGUUUGUUCGUAUCUAUCUAUCUAUCUAUCUAUCUAUCUAUCUAUCUAUCUAUCUAUCUAUCUGCUGUUUUGUGUUACUUUAUGAAAAUUUAUAUCACCGAGGAUAUUUUUUGA
This is a messenger RNA of Acanthosepion pharaonis, 768 nucleotides long. Lineage: Eukaryota; Metazoa; Mollusca; Cephalopoda; Sepiida; Sepiidae. The record is from the annotation of a GenBank genome assembly.